This is a messenger RNA of Lethenteron reissneri (Far Eastern brook lamprey), 9026 nucleotides long. Its product is annotated as zinc finger CCHC domain-containing protein 14-like. The record is from RefSeq and is a predicted model, not a curated record. NCBI's taxonomy places the organism in Eukaryota, Metazoa, Chordata, Hyperoartia, Petromyzontiformes, Petromyzontidae. Gene Ontology annotation, molecular function: phosphatidylinositol binding; zinc ion binding; nucleic acid binding.
CUAGAAUGCCCGGAUGUUAAGGCUGAACUUUACACGCUUAUACAACGGUUAAGGUUUUUUUUUAAACAUUUAAAUCCUUUCUUCACUUCAAAGUGACGUUUACAAUACGAUCCCGUUGUUUCUCUUGUUUUUACGUAAUAUAUUUGUUUAUUUUUAGCACGUCGAUAUUUUGUUGUUUAUUUUUAAUAUAGCACUCGUUAUUUCAGCAUCGCUAUCAUGCCAUAAUCCGAUUUAUUAAUCUGACACUUUAGUGACCGAUAUUUGAAAAUAAAUCUACAUAUUGUAACUAUCAACGGAUAUUGUAAUUUUAUACAGUUGACAAAAAUCGUUAAUAAAUUCGUUAACACAAACUCCGUUAACGCCAAACGUUAAACCGUCUGCGACGCUUAACACGCAACAUUUUACUUUUAACACCGAUUUACGAAACAUUUCGCUAUUUAUUCUUAUUCAAACGUUUUACACGAACCUCUCCUCGCUAAAACAUCAACACACACACAACUCGUUAACACCACGCACACAUCACAUGAUUUAGUAACAAUUCAUGUAAAUUCUUCACAAACACAUUGAAAAUACAAUACUUUUAUUUUAAACCUCACUAUUUUUUUUUUAACAUUUAUAAAUCCCGAAGCGCCUUACUCGACAACAUUCGUAUAAAAAUCUUUAAAUAUUUAUUUUGCACCAACCAACUUGUACCCCGGGUAUCCUUAAGGCGGCCACACACACAAUGGCGUGAGCAGCUGACAGAGCCACACGCACCAAACACCCAUCAGUAACAACAACAACAACAACCUCAACAACUACAACCACCACAACUACAACAACUACAACAACCACAACAACAUCCCGCUCGUCACCGAACACAACAAGCGAAGGCGGCUGGCAGAAGGAGGGAGAUACGGAGGAGGAGGAGGACGAAGACACCGACGACAAAAACACCACCAACAACAAACCCCACUCGAGUUGUGGUUGUGGUGGUGGUUGUUGUUGUAACAACAACCUCAACAACAAGCAGCUCGUCACUGAACACAACAAGCGGAGGCGGCUGGCAGAAGGAGGGAGAUACGAAGGAGGAGGACGACACCGACGACAAAAACCCCACUCGAGUUGUGGUGGUUGUUGUUGUGGUUGUGACAACAACAACAUCCCGAACACAACAAGCGGAGGCGGCUGGCAGCAGCAGAAGAAGAAGACGAAGCAGGAGGAAGAGGGAGGACGAAGACACCGACGACAAAAACCUCAACAACAAACCCCACUCGAGUUGCGUUGUUGUUGUUGUGGUGGUGGUUGUUGUUAUUAUUGUAACAGCAACAGAGACGAUGCCGCAAGGCUUCAGCUUAGACUUGGACCUCCAUGGCCCCUCGUCGGUGUACCGCUGGUUCGGAUCGCUGUGCCCCUCGUCGCGCCUCGAGUUCGCCUGCGGCCUCCUCGACCUCUUCAACCCUCUGGAGCUUCGCUUCGUCGCCGCCUGCCUCGAGGAGUUGGCCCGCAAGGACUUCCACUCGCUGCGGGACGCCGAGGCCAGGGCCAACAACGCCGACGACGUCGUGAUGAUGAUGAUGAUGGAGGAGGGGGGUGGUGGUGGUGGCGAUGGUGAUGGUGGUGAUGGUGGUGACGGUUAUGAAGACGAUGGCGGCGGUGGUGGUGGUGGUGAUGAUGGAGGAGGAGGAGGACGACAUCGCGUUGGAAGUGCAGGAGGAGCAGGGCACGGACACAUUGGUGUUGUGCUCGGUGGUGGUGGAAGUGGUGGAGGUGGUAGUGGUGGCGGUGGUGGAGGUGGUGGAGGAGUCAUUGGAGGUAUCGAACGCGAUGCCGCUACCGGCACAACAACAACAUCGACCGCCGCUGUUGGCCGCGGAAUCUCCGCGGGGUCUUUGGCCGCCCCCGGUGUUGUUCACGGAGGAGGAGGCCGAGGAGGAGGCCGAGGAGGCCACCAUCACAGGGGCCUACCCCUGACCGCCUCGGCCCGCAGCCGGCUCGUCGUCUCCGCCGCUCUCCUCCGCUCCGACAACCGCGAGGCCGCCUCGGCCCUCUACGCCGCCCUCGGAGGAGCGGCGCUGGCGGAGGACACCGACGACGGGGACGAAGACUGCGACGAGACGGUCACCCUGCUACUCACCAUGGCCGCCAACCACCCGGCCUUCUCGUUCCAGCAGAAGCGGACGCUCAGGAGGAGGCUCGCCGCCCUCCAGAGAGGGGCCCGAGCAGCGGCCGAGCAGCAGCUGGAGCAGCAGCAGCAGGCGGCGGGGGCCUCGGGCGAAGAGAGCGACGCAAGCCAACAGCAGCAGCAGCAGCGUGGCAAGACAACGCCAAAACGUAAAGUGCCAGGUCCCGAGGGCGAGAGCCUGAGUGACGACACCGCGUCCACCUUCUCCAGCCAAGAUUCGCCGUCGUACGGCGGCGGCAGCGGCGGCGGCGGAAGCGGCAGCAGCAACGUGACGGCGUCGUCGCCCCCCUACCCCGCCUCCAUCGAGAGGAUCGAACGCAAGAACCUGUCGAAGAGGAAGGGGGAAAGGUGCACCGAGUAUUACCUGGAGGUGUUUUGGUCGGACGGCUCGACGGUGACCCUGUCCAAGACGUACCAGGAACUUCACGACUUUCUCUCCAAGCUCCCUCAAAUCUUCCCCAACGACCACCUGGAGAGGCUCUUCCCACCCCCGCCGGCCCGGGGGGCGACGGCAUUCUCCACCCACCGCACCGACUCCUCGACGGAGAGGCCCACCCCGUCGGCCGAGAGGUCCCUUCCUCCGCGGUCCCCGUGCCCAAGCCCCGGCCCAUCGGCCCCGUCGCCGACGCGGAAUCACGAUCACUCGGUCUUCGGGCCCCGCUCGUCCCCGACGAGGCCCCACCCGUCGGCGGGGCGCGACGUGAGGACGACGACGAGCGUGGGGGCGGCUGCGCGACCUCCGACCCCGCGCACGCGGAGCAACUCGCGCGACAAGCAGGCGGAGCGUGCCAACACACCCUCGGCGGCGGCGGGCGGAGGGGGCGGGCGGCACGCGCGGCCCCGGAGCCGGGAUGAGCGGCACGGCUCGUCGGUGGCGCCAGCGGCGAGCUACGACGGGCGGCCCAACGGCGUGGAGGAGCGGGCGGAGCGGGCCGAGUGGGCCCCGCUGGGCCGGAUCGUUUCGCCCGGGCGACACGCGCACGGGAGGACGCGGGACGACGUGACGGACCGGCAACGCUGCCUGCCGACACGGUCGCCAACUGGAUCACCGCUGCCGACGGAGAAGGGCGGUGGUGGCGGCGGCGGUGGCAGAGCGAUGGUGUUCCACUCGCCUCCGGCGCACGGCGAGAAAAGGCCAGUGGACGUGGAGGCGGCGAUGAGGCAGCUGCUGGCGAGCGCACCGGCCCACGUGCUGCGCAGCGUGCACGUGCGAGGGUUCCUGCACGGCGGAUCUCUCGCCAGGGCUCACCACCAUCACCGUGGCGGCGGCGGCAUCCACUCGGCGCAGGGCGGCGGCACUCACCUUUCUAAAGAGGCGGCGGCGGUUGGAUCGGCUUCGAGAGGUGGCGGGCAGUUGACGGUGAAUGCGUGCAAGUCCCUCCCGGGCGGCCCCACGGCCUCGCCGGACCACGGGUCGGUGGGCCGCGGCGGCAGCCCGCAGCUCAUGCUGGCCGGCCUGCCGCCCGCGUCGCCCACCUCCCGGCACGGUGACACCGCGCCGGGCGCGCACGGUUCGGAGGUGGUGGGCGUCCUCGACUGGCUCAAGAAGCUCCGACUGCACAAGUACUACCCCGAGUUCAAGCACCUCAGUAUGGAGCAGUUCCUGAACCUGAGCGAGGAGGACGUGGACAUGUUUGAGAACCUCACGGAAGGCGCGAAGAAAAAACUCAGGACUCAGCUGGCAAAGGAGCGAGCCGAGAAAUUUGGCGGCGUUUCGGAGUCGUACCCACUGAGCAACGGCGUCACCAGAGUGCCUUCUUCUCACCACAGCCCUACCCACAAUUCCCGGCACAACCCUGCCCACAAUGCACAGCGAAGCCCCUCCAUCAACUCGUCCCGGCGGGCUGACGACGCGGCCGAGAGGUCGGAGUCGCCGGGCAGCAGGGACCACAGCCAGGACGGACGGGAGCGAGCACACCGGAGCAAGGAUCGCGGCGAGAGAGGCGCGCGCGACGGCUCCGCGAAGGAGAAGCCGCCGACCUUCCCGUCGCACCCCAUCAACCAGGCCAUUUGCAUCAUGAGGCCGACCGCGCAGGUGACGCCCGUGCAGAACCCUUCCGUCCAUCCACCGCUGCUGGUGCCCCACUCGGCGCCCCACUCGACCCCCUACUCGGCGUGCCCGUCGUCCCUCUCCUCGUCGCACCUGGGAUCGCACCCGAGCUCGGCGCACGCCGUCGGCAGGCGGAAAGAGAACGCCGGUGGCCUGCCCCUCCCGCCGGAGCUGCCCGGCGCCGACGGCCCAGCCCACGGGACCGGCGAGAUCCGGUUGGGCGGCGGUGGCGGCGGAGGGCGCUUCAUUUCCGCCUCGCCGCUCGUGCACCUCGGCUCGCCGGCGCUGCCCUCGGGUUUCGCGUCGCGCGGGAAAGCAACCGUCACCGCCUUCGGCAGCAGCGGUGGCAGCAGCAGCAGCAACAGCAGCAACAGCAGCAACAGCAGCAGCAGCAACAGCAGCCGGAGCAGCAUGGAGUCGCCGGAGAUGUCGAGGCUCCUGCCGCAGCCGGUGCCGGUGCAGGUGUCGCGGCAGGACGACAGCGGUGGGCCGGGCAGCCCGUACAUAUUCACCGGCGGCGGGCACCCGCAGCACCAACAGCAGCAGCACGGCAAGACGUCGCUUCACGAGCAUCCGGCGCCAGCGACUCAGCAGCAGCAGCAGCACGCGCCGCAGCAAGUGCCCCCGCUGCAUCUCUACGCCGUGGAAUCGGACGCCUUCCCUCCGAGCGGCAAGCACUCGCUCGCCGGCGCCAAACCCCCGACGUUGGAAGCGCCGGCAGUGAUGCCGGGUGGGGUGCUCGCCGGCGGGUACUGCACGACGCGGGGCGCCUUCCCGGCGCACGGUGCCGGCGCCGGCAGCGGUGGCGGCGUUCUGCUCGCGCCCGUCUACAACGGCGGUGGCGGAUCGGAGGCGGAGCUGAACGGCACCGGCUUGGGAGCUCCGAGCCACCAACACCAGCAGAGCUGUUGCAGCAGCUGCAGCUCGUGCGGUUGCAGCGGUGGCUGCGGCGGCACCCGUGGGUUGCCGCUAAGUUACCCAUACUUCCAGCCGUUCUCGACGCCGUUCAUCGGCUUCCCGGUCAUCCCCAUGAGCAGUGCGAUGUACGGCAGCUUUGUGGGCGCCGGCGGAAACCAGCAGCAGCAACAGCAGCACCAGCAGCAGCAGCACCAGCAGCAGCAGCACCAGCAACAGCAACACCAGCAGCACCAGCAGCAGCAGCAACACCAGCAGCAGCAACACCAGCAGCAACAGCACCAGCAGCAGCAGCAGCAUCACCAUCAACAGCCUCACGCGCAGCAGCAGCAGCAGGGCUCGUACGGUCAGCCAAUGGCACAGCAGCCGACGGUGGGCGGCCACGCGAAUCAGGCGGCAGCGGCGUUCUACAUUCCAUCGCCGGCGCCGUUUGCGGGGCACGAGCCGGGCUCCCUGGGGGCGCUGACGGGGAUGGCGCUGCCUUACCAGCGCGCGGUGUCCGACGCGUACCUCUUCCACCAACACCACCACGGCCAGCAUCAUGUUGUCCAGCAGCAGCACCAACAGCACCAACAACAGCAGCAGCAGCAUGUGCAGCCGGCGCUGCACUACCAGUACAGCGUGGGGCCCCGGCGGCACGGCGGGCUGCCGACGCUGUCGUGCUACAACUGCGGGGCGUGCGGUCACCGCGCCAGCGAGUGCAAGCACCCCACGAUGGAUACCAACCAGCAAGGCACGUUCCGGCUCAAGUACGCGCCGUCGUCGGAAAACGUCGACUCGUCGGACUGACGGAAGGGGCCCUCCGCUGAGCCCUUACCUCGUCAGGAGCGCCACGGGGAGAGAGACGCGUCGACUCCAUCCUCCUCCAUCCUCCUCCAUCCUCCUCGACACCUUCCGCGGCCGAUGUGGCUACACAGCCGCCUGCCAGCAUCACCCUUCAUGCAAGAGGCCAGCCGGCCGCCGCGAUUUGCCGAGAGAUGACGUCGAGAUGUCGACGUCGGAGGGGUUGGUGUUGAUUUUAGCCGCCGAGUUAAGACCGCGGCGGUCCGUUUGGGGGGGAGUUUAACGGCACGCGUCUCUUGGCAGUGGUUGCCGCACGGGGAUUGAAUUACUCGCUGAAUAUUUUGCCGGUUGCUGGCCGACCGGAGUAGGUCUCAAGAUGGGGAACCGUACAGUCGCCAUGGCCCGAACGAGAGGUGUCCUGGACGUGGCGUGCCGGGUGCGGACACGAUUUCCAGGUCACUUAUCCGGCUUGAAGUUAAGUCCUGUCGCCGAACCAUUUGAUAUUGUGAAAUAGUUUAGUUUCCCAAAUCUGGAUGAAUUUUCACCUCCGAUGAUCCUCUUGGUUGGGGGGGGUUGCGGGGGACGUCCAAUAAUUUCACUCGCAGAGGUCACGUGACCCGCGGUCGUGUGUUCCCUGAUCGUCGUCGGCCACGCACGUUUUUCCUUUCGACAGACUCCUCGUUUCCACUCUGCAGACGGAACUCCGUCACUCCAAUGCCGUUGCCUUAGCAAGUUCUGCCGCGUUAGUAAGCGAAAAAAAGCGUCGUCGUCCUAAAAUUUGCCGAGCGCGCCGUGCCCCCCUCCCCGGAGUCGACCAUCGCUUCACUUUUGACCAGGAGGAGAAGAGGCGGUGGUGGGGGGGGGGAGAGCGGCGGGCGCGUCGAGACGCGCGACACAAACGUCGCCUCCCCUUUUGCAACAAUCCGGCGACCCCGGUGGGGGGGGGUGUGCGGUGGUGUGGCGGCAGAGAUGCCACAGUUUACAUAGCAACAAGAAGUGCUGUUGAAGUGGUUUUUUAAAUUCGCCGCGCGACGGCCCUGUCGAGGGGAGAGGUUUUGUUUUUGUAUUUUGCAGGCUGACCGAAAACCGCAGUCCCACCCCGCCACUUAACGGUCGUGAACGAGAGGAGGACAUUUGGGGGGGGGCGGUGUGACGUUUGCUAAGUCGUCACCCCGCACCGAGUUUUAUUUGUUUUUCCCGAAGCAGUUUUGUUUUUUGCGAAAAAAGAAAAAAAAAACGCCAUUAUGGUAUUCUCUUCGUACGGAACUUUGGGUGAUCAUUUUGUACCCCGCGUGAAAUGCAUGCAGUCGAAGCUGUACAUUUUUUUGUCGACUUAUUCUUCGAGAGAGAGAGGGAGCGUGCGCGCGUGGGUAUUUUGAGAAUGUUUGUAAAAAAAAAACGACGACAACACAGCAAAAAUUUUAAGUGAAAAGUGCUUAAACGUAAUCGCGAGUUUACAAGUCGGUCGAUCUCGUGGGAAAAUGUUGCGGCGAGCGAGCGAGAUUACAUUUAUUUUAGUAAGGAGACGAGCUAAAGCGCUUACCGACCCCGUUUUCCGCGUUUCGUUGCACGGAUUGUAACCGUCAGCGGCUGCAGUGACUGUUUUAUUCCCCCCGCCAAAAUAUACAACGGUUGCGUUCGACAAAGAACAACCACUUAAAGUUAGCACGGUUGUUUUUGGAAUUUAAAGUGUGCACAUUUAAAAAAACCAUAUAUAUACCUUUUUCAUAUUAUUAUUAUUAAUUAUUUAAUUCAAAAUAAAAAGUAUAAUUUCUUUCGAGGGAAAAACUAACUAGCAUUUAACCAAUUGUUGUUGUUAACAUUGUUGACCAGUGAUGCAAUAGUAGUUUUUAUUUUAAUUUGUUGUCUCGCACGAGUCCACAGUGCCACCUGUGGAGUGUUUUUGUUUGCGUUCAUCGGUUGGAUUUUGUUGACAGUGUUGAUUCACCCUACCCCCCACUCCACCCACCCAAAGCUGAUACAGGGACUCUUCUACUUACGAACAAGUUAGGUUCCAGAGGUCUGUCUGUCAGUCGAUUUUAAUCGUAAGUCCAACUUUACUCCUGUCGAUUCCCAACACAUUGUACGGCGUGUACACUAAACACGGGGAAUGGCUUUAAAAUUAGUAUAAUCUCCUGUAGAUGUAGAUGCCACUGGAUCCUUACGUUCCGCAGGCGUAGAUGCCACCGCCGCCGCCAUCUAUUGCGCGUGGAGGUUGAACUUACGAAUGUCGGUCCGAACAGGCGACUGGACAUACGGGCAAGUUUGUUCGAACUCUCUAAAAGUUCGUAAGUCGAAUGAUAGUAAGUAGAGGAGUUCCCUGUCUUCCGUUCUAUAUGGCAGUGCGAUUAGGGUUGGCCCGCUCGUUAACGGAGUUGGGGAGGGGGGGGGGCGAGUUUCUUAAAUCCCCAGACCCUCCAAAACCGCCCGGUUGACCCAGCGGUAACUAAUGGGUUUCACCAGUCGGUCGGUCGGCCGGUCGGCAGGCAGGCAGGUCCUCGAUGGAGGGGUAAAAUGUGGGUGGUCCUUAACGUUUUGCAAGACCGUCUGGCAGCGUGGAAGAGUAGGCCAACUACUCCCUGGUGGGGUGGGGGGGGGCUCGGCGGAGACGGCCGGUGCGAGGGGGUUCUCUGAGGCCCCUUUUCGCCAGCCUUGGCGUGAGCGAGCACUUGCAGGGCUGCACCUUGACCUCUGCUUUUGAAAAGGUUGCUUUUGCACCACACUGAGAGGUCACUUAAAGGUUGUCCCGUUCGAGUUGGGGUGGACGUUCCCUCCCCCCCCUCUUUUGAGUUUGAGGAAUUGUCGUCGUCGUUCUGCACUAAUAAGACGGCGGGGAUGCACUUGAGCUGAGCGACAGAAUUCCCUUUCGAUUCCUCCUUCGACAAAAAGUGUCAAACUGCUCGCCAUCGUUCGUGGGCAUCUCGAUAGCCCCCCCCCAACCUCUCAUCCCUCCCUCCCCCCGCGCGGUUCGCACGUUCUUCCAAGGAGCCAACUCGCUCUUGAUAAAAAACAAAACACAACGGGCUCGACGAUUCGGCUGGGCUCGUUCAUUAUCUGCGGUGUAAUUUUCAAAGUGAAGAAGAGCAUUUAAAGAGCACCUGCCCCCCCUCCCCA